AUGACAGCCGAGCGCCCCUUGCUCCCCCAGAUCCCCUGGAGGUAUGGCUCGCUGGACCAUGUUUAUGGAUGUCAUGGUAGUCCCGACAUAGGACAAUCGGAUAUAGCACAGUACUCAGGGAUCAUUAAAGUAAUGCCUGGCCAUGUGCAAAUUGUUGAGAAACGUCCCAAUUUCUAUCCAGCACUUCUCACCGACAUCAAUGACGAAACACCAAGCCAUGACAUUGUCGUGGCUGGCAUCUCUCCACAAGCAGUCUUACUCGCCCGAACCACCCGGCUUACGGCGUGCCAGAAAUGCAUCUCGGAUGUAGCCUUCAAGAUUAUGCAGAUAAUGUCUGUAUCAGGUAGUUUUGACUGUGCUGAUCCGCUAGUGCGCUUAUACAUCUUUGUACCAGCACUAGAAGUGACCGCAUAUCGAGAGGUGGCCACAGUUCCCUCGGUAGAACAGGUCAUGUCUGACCUCACGAUGGCCUUCAAUCAGUCCCGUGGCCAUCAAUGGGAUGUCUAUGUGUGUCAAUACUUUCCCGGGCUAAAUAUGCCACUUCUUUUCGAUUGGCAACUACACAUAGGAGCCACCAGAACCGAGGUUGACCAUUAUGACCGUGUGAACAUGGAGAAUGAUGGAGCUGCCAGAAUCGUGAUUGACCGUGAUAACUGUGUGAACGUGCAGGAUGCUGCACGGCCGUUUCGGAUAACAUACAAUGUCUAA
Molecule: messenger RNA, 708 nt
Organism: Talaromyces atroroseus
Lineage: Eukaryota; Fungi; Ascomycota; Eurotiomycetes; Eurotiales; Trichocomaceae
Exons: 1
Coding region: 1-708 (235 amino acids)
Source: RefSeq, a predicted model, not a curated record